AUGAAGCCUUCUGACGAUCAGAGGAUUCUUUUCAGAGAUUUCAUUGCUUAUACUCAUUAUUUCUUCCAGAACGAUAACAUUUCAUGUCCGACAUUUAAAUACUCCACAAUGACCGAGGAAACGAUGUAUCUUGAACAAUAUAGAGACAAUAGUUCAUAUAUGAUAAAGCUGUCUGACACGUUGUGCUAUUAUGAAAUAAGCACAUUUUCUGAAGAUCAAGAGGCAUGGCUGCUAGAAAAGAGAUUAAAAAACGAUUUCUGGAUCACUAAAUAUAUUCACUGGAAAAUUGUUGAUCUUGGAAGGAUGGUUGUUGUGUCUGCAGUUGACAUUACAGACAAUGCAGAUGCUUCAAGCAGUUGUAAUACUGAUCUUGGAAUGAGUGACCUAAGUGUUACAGAUGAUCAAAUUUCAGCCUCGUCUUACCUACCAGAGUUCCCGCCGUACAUGUCUAGGCCGUAUUAUUCCGGUUGGUGUCCACAGUUUAAUGACGAACAACCGUUUAUUCAGAUUGAGAUGCCAUUUAAAACAACGAUUGAGGGAAUUACUGUGUAUAAUUCUCGAGAGGCAGUGUGUAUUGGAAAGACGAAAUCUAUAACGCUCAGUCAAAUUGCACUGGCAGUAUAUUUUGCAGAAGAUGUCAAAAGGUCUUUCAUAUAUUACCAUACUUUUAUCGUCGAUACCUCUUUGCCGGAUUCCCACCCACAAACAUUCUGGUUCCAGGAAAGGUUACAAGCCAUGCUAGUAAAGGUCGUCAUACAAAAAGGCGAUUUGUCAGAGAUGACCUGUAUACGAAUCGAACUUCACGGCUGUAGACAUGCUGAAACUUUUCAGACAAUCAAUGCAUUUGUACGAAAAAGACAAAUCAAUUAUCACGAAGUUGUGGGAUUUACUAGCGAAAUUGAUGAGUUCGAAAGUAUACUUACAAGCAUUGGUUUUCCAGGACAUUAUUCAACCAGCCAAUCAUAUAAUUGGAUUAUUCGAUAUCCUGAAUUUCACUUCAUAAAAUUAGUCUUUACCCACAUUGAGUUAAACACCUUGAAGGGUACUGAUCACACGUUCUUUACAUGCAAUGAUUCCAUAAUAAUAUCAAAUGACCUUGCAGACAGCGAUUUUGCAAGAGUUAUCGAUAGCAGAUACAAUGGAGUGAAACAUUCUUUAACUGUGGAAACAAAAGAAACUCAAAUUGUUGUGUCUUUUGUAACAUGUGCAAUAUCCUCCCCAACCAAUUUAGGAAAUGGUUUCAGAACAUUUGCAACAUUUGAAAAUAUGCCAGCUUGUUUUUCACUCCGUCCAAAUAUACCUUGGCACGAAGGAUUGCGGGAGACGUGCAAUCAGUUAACGAUGCUUAUUUCAUCAAUGUCUUAUCUUGGGUUUUCUUUUUCACAAACUUCCGAACAGUGGACAAUUCAUAUUCCAAAUAAGCGAGUUCAUGUUGAAAUACUUAACUUCCAUGUACCCUGCCAAAACGAAAACUACCCGUUAGAGUUCAAGAUAAUCGAGAAUGGACAAUCAGUGUCUUACUGCAAUAUAAAUAGACCUCCGGAUAGUUUCUAUUCUUCAUCAGAAAAGCUUACAAUAUACUUUUUAAAAGGUUUUGUAACCCCAAUGUACAAAAACGUUGUUGCUAGUGUAGAAGGAUUUAGAAUUAUUUAUAGUACAGUUCAUGACUCCGAAGAACAUCUGGUAGACUACAAGGAUGCGUUUUUUAAAGUCAGAAAUAUUGCUUUGGAUAAGCCAGCUGUUUCGAGAAAUGUUCAUGUUGACAGGCCUGCUGUCCUAGCCACUGAUGGAAUAACAUUUCAAGACUGGUCGUCUGGUUUGUGUUUUGGUAGCGAUUCAACUUGGUGGCUGUUAGAUUUGCAAAAUGUCUACAACGUAUACUACAUAGUAUUAUAUAAUCCAAUUGGCACUAAUAAUGAAUUUCAAUGCGGCGCAAUGGUUAUUUUGUCUGGCUUGGCUGCCUUCAACAUGCAAAGAACUGCCUAUCUAUGUGAUGAAAUAGAAACAGGCAGAACAAUACGUUUGCAUAAAAUCGUUGCAAGAUACAUUCAACUGCAGUUAAUAGAAUGUGUAGUAAAGGAUUUGGCGUCUCUUUCAUUAUGUGAAGUGCAAGUGUAUGGCGAAUUAGAAAUGGGAUAUGCUGAACCUACAAGGAAGGAACCGUUUUUUCCAACUAAAGCAUUUUAA
This is a messenger RNA of Mercenaria mercenaria, 2187 nucleotides long. RefSeq lists its product as uncharacterized. The record is from RefSeq and is a predicted model, not a curated record. NCBI's taxonomy places the organism in Eukaryota, Metazoa, Mollusca, Bivalvia, Venerida, Veneridae. The coding region runs from base 1 to 2187 and encodes 728 amino acids. The transcript is spliced from 15 exons.